Molecule: messenger RNA, 1174 nt
Organism: Solanum tuberosum (potato)
Lineage: Eukaryota; Viridiplantae; Streptophyta; Magnoliopsida; Solanales; Solanaceae
Product: cytochrome b561 and DOMON domain-containing protein At4g17280-like
Exons: 2
Coding region: 125-1012 (295 amino acids)
Source: RefSeq, a predicted model, not a curated record
AAUAUUUCAAUUUUCUUGAUUCAAUCAUCCCAAAUCCCAAGAAAACCAAUUCUUGCAACAUUUUGGGACUUACCCAAGUUCUUGAAUUUGAGUUUUUGCUGAACAAAAAAAACAGAGCACAAUUAUGGAUAAACUUUUAACUUCAUUAUUUUCAUCAAUCUUGAUUUUAGGUCUAUUUUAUACUAGUUAUGGUCAGAAUCAAAAUUGCUCAGCUUUUGCAUUCAGAAAUAACCAGAUAUUUGCAACUUGUAAUGCUCUGCCUCUACUAAACUCUGUUCUUCACUGGAGUUACCAUCCAGAUAACCAUACAGUUGAUCUUGCUUACAGACAUGGAGGUGUACCAAAUACAGAUUGGGUAGCUUGGGGUUUAAAUAUUGAUGGAACAAGGAUGGUUGGUUCACAAUGUUUAGUUGCAUUUAGAAAUUCUAGUGGAGAAAUUCAUGCUUAUACUUCCCCUGUUUCUAGUUAUGGAACUCAGUUAGCAGAGGGGGCUUUGAGUUUCAAUGUUCCGAGAAUUGGAGCUGAGUAUUCGAAUAAUGAGUUUAUUAUUUUUGCAACUUUGGAACUUCCUGCUGGAAGGACUAGUUUUAAUCAAGCUUGGCAAAAUGGUGCUGUUUCUGGUCAGGCUUUGACUGCUCAUGUUCAGUCUGGUGAUAAUAUGAGGUCUUUUGGAAGUAUUGAUUUUGCUAAUGGAGAGUUAGGUGGUGGUGGUAGCUCAGUUACUUCUAGACAACGUAGAAGAAAUGUUCAUGGAGUAUUGAAUGCAGUAAGUUGGGGAGUGUUAAUGCCAAUGGGAGCAGUAUUUGCAAGGUACUUGAAGGUUUUCAAAGCAGCGAAUCCAGCGUGGUUUUAUAUACAUGUUGCUUGUCAAACUUCUGCCUAUAUUGUUGGCAUUGCUGGAUGGGGAACUGGUCUCAAACUUGGCAGUGAUUCUACGGGUAUCGAAUUCACUACUCACAGGAACAUUGGCAUCACUCUCUUUUGCCUCGGAACUCUUCAGGUAACCAUCUAAACGGCAUUAACUAUAAAUCUUGAAUUCACUUAUGCAAGCACUUGUACACACAUAAAAAUACCGGUCCCUUAAAUAAAGAGCAACAAAAUAUCCCCCUUUUUGGCUUAAUACAUAGGCACCUCCCUCGUACUUGCCCCAUUUUUUUUCAUUUAGACACCUGAA